UGUGGUUCUGUUUGGUAUUCGGAUCGCAGAACCCUCAGUGCCUCUCUAAUGAAGCACAGAGCAGCAGGCUGAGGGAACUUGUCUCAGCAUAAUGAAAAGAAAUAAUGAAAUAUUACAGUAGUUGUGUUGUAAAGUGCCAAAACAUUUUAUUUCUAUUCCACAAAUAAAUGCCAUUUUACAUCAAUUCAUGUUACAGUAUAUAACCUAAACAUGGAAGACAUUGUAAAAGUCAGAACUUCUAACUAGUCCCAAACAGAAAUCUGUUAUCACAGAAUACUGAACAUGCAGUAGAUGCCUUACUUUCUUCAAGAAGCCCUCUUCAUGAUGUUGAGUUCUGAUUACAGCUCUUAUUUUCUGUCAACMAGGGCUGGAUGGUGUGGAGUCCUUACAGGUCCUGCAGCUCUCCUUUAACAGGAUAGCAACUCUGCAACCAGGAGUGCUGAGUCACCUUCACCAGCUGAAAGAGCUACACUUACAACAUAACCUCCUCAUUCAUCUCCAUCCACAAGUGUUCCAGCAUUUAGAUCAGCUCAGGGUGAGACUGGCUUUGUUUUGUUUUUACUGAGAUCUUUUCAUUUUUUCUUAACUGAUAACGUUUGACAAACAAUACGUCUAAUUAUGUCCUACUUCUAUGUCCUACUUUUACUAUUGGAGGUUUUAUGAGGUUGAACAUGUGUAAAAAGCCUUCUACAUUUUAAUACUGUGUUCUCCUCAAAGGUUCUUGACCUGAGCUUCAACAUGUUGACAAGCCUCCAUCCAGUGAUGCACCUCACUCUGCACAGUAUUGGAACGGAUGUUAGCCUGGGUGGAAACAGGUGGCAGUGUGACUGCAGCAUGCACAGGCUACAAAGGAGGAUGGCCAAUGACCGCAGCAGAGGCCUGCAGAAUUGGAACAUAGUGUGUUCUUCUCCCUCCACUAUCUCUGGCAGAGAUCUUCUGCAGCUGGAGGAGAAGGAAUUAAAUUGCUUAAAUACUGAGAACAGAUCUUAUUUCCACCAAGAUAUGAUGGUCUACAGCGGCUCUGAGAUACUGCUUCCCUGUUCUGUGCAAGGUAACAGGUUCAACAUUGUGUCAAAGAGCUAAAUAAUGACAGUACAAGACAACAUAGUUUUACGAUUUCCAAUYGUUAUUACAGUGUUUUUUCUUUUUUUGUAGAUUCAAUAUGGUGGACACCCAGGGGUCAAGCAUCUGUAAGCCAGCAUAAUGCUGAUCUGCUCAUCCACAACGUCUCAGAAAGAGAUACAGGACUGUAUGUGUGUGUGUCUAAAGAAGACCAAGUUGUAUCUGUUUUUAACCUCCAAAUAAGUAGACCAGGAGGAGCAAGAAAACCAAGAAGUUUACCCAGAUCAGAGCUAAGUCUCCCACAAGUUCCCCUAAACAUGAAAGCAGAAAGAAAAAAUCUAACGCAGUCUGAUUUAACCCUGGCAGUGUGUCUGUCUGUGUUCAUCACAUUUCUGUUUGCUUUUGUCCUCGGAGUCCUGUUAAGACCUUAUAUCGAUGUGCUUUGGAAAAGGGUCACCACCAAGAAAAGCACUUCUGCAGCAAACACUGUCUCCACUGUUGAACAAGGACAAUAUGUCAAUGAGGCCUUCUCCAGUGCUGAGGAGCCAGAAGACCGUGGAUCCUACAGGGAAAGGAGGGUCACAUUCAGCACAGAAGAAAACAAUGUGCAGUAUUUUGAUACUGUAGUGAGGGGUGACAGCAUUAGCAGCGAUGCAGUCUUUGAGGAUGAAGUAGUUGUGUCUGAGCUUCAUAACCAAACUAAUACAGAAUCAGGAAGUGAACAUUUACUGCAGAGGGGUUUGGGGGAUAAGCAGAGUGAUGACAGUCAUUCAGGUGACUCUAAUGAAUGUCGCAUCCGCAACAAGGAGUUUGAACACAUUCCCGAACCUGAYGAACUUGGGGAGAGGAAAAGCCGGUCAUCAUCCUCAGAUUCGUCUUUGUUGGGAAAACUGUCAGAAGAGGAGCAAAUUACCAAGAGAAAACCCACAAAGUCCAAAUCUCCUCAGUUGGUAGAAGACUCACUUCAGCAGAGGCUCAAUUUGUCUUCAAAAAUAGAGGACACACAAAUAUCCAUGGAGGGCAAAAUUAAAAUUCCCAAACGUUCUUCCAGAUCAGUCGAUUUUUCAUUAAAUACAAGUAUAACAAAUCCAUUAGACUCUGAUGAUUUGCAUGAUAAUGAAGAACUAUUUGAUUUCAGCGACUCUGCUCAAAGUCCAACAACAGGGUCCAGCAAUGUGUUUGAUUCUUUUAAUAAUCCAAAACAAUCUCGGACACCCUCUUCAGUCAA
Molecule: messenger RNA, 2290 nt
Organism: Austrofundulus limnaeus
Lineage: Eukaryota; Metazoa; Chordata; Actinopteri; Cyprinodontiformes; Rivulidae
Gene: lrrc66
Product: leucine rich repeat containing 66
Source: RefSeq, a predicted model, not a curated record